GACGAAUCAUGAGAGCAGUGGCUCAACACGGGCAGCCAUGGCAACACGGCUGCUGAGAUAAAAAAAUUACUAUUUUUUACGGCCUUAAAGCAACUUUUUCAAAUGUUCUCUAGGCUAUGACCGACCCCGAUGUUUUUGGAAUAUGUCCGGGGAGCGAGCGCCGUUGCCAUCCGGAGGAGGCGAGCUGUUCCGCGGAAGCAGAACAAGAUCUUACGGCAGUUUAACGCGAUCUUCUCUCUCCCCGCUUCGCCACAGACUCAUUGAGCACACAGUAAAACCAGGAGAAACACUUCAGGGCCUUGCUUUAAAAUAUGGAGUCACUGUGGAACAAAUCAAAAGAGCAAACAGACUGUACACCAAUGACUCAAUAUUCCAGAAGAAAUCCUUGUCAAUCCCAGUACUGUCAGACCUGAAGGACUGCAGCAACGGGUUGGAUUUGUCCGAGGAAGAGCAUAAAGAGGGAAAGACGAAUGGUGCUCCAGGCCGGGAGGAUUUAAGAGGACGUGCAUCUGACCUUACUCCUGGGGAUUUUUUCAAAAGACUGGAUGACUUGAUCAGCAAGUCUAAGGAGGCAGCAGCCAGAGGAUGCAAAGAUGCAGAGAAACGAGUUGCAGCCCUGGAAGCAGCCUGCUCCAGCCAGGCUUCAGAUUGGCGCCCGUUAACAAGGUCACAAAGCCUUAUUACAUCACCAAGAUUUCAGCAGGGAGCACUGCUUGGGGCGGUGCCUCUCACCACCACCAAACUCACCAAGAAGCUAAAAGAAAGGGAGGAUGAGAUAUUUGAACUUUGAUAUCUUUUUUUUUAUUACAUGCAAACCUUUGAUUAUUAAAAAUAUAUAUUAUUAUUAUUGCUAGAACUAUGAUGUGAAGGGAGUGGGCAAGACAUUACAGAAAAGUGGAAAAACUACUGAUAGUGCUUCUGUUCUAAGUUUAAAAACUUUGUUAAUCAGUAAUUAACUAUCGACUAUGUGGUAGAAACUUGUUUUAAAGUGUAUUGAAUAUUGCACAUAUUUAUUUAUGGGAAUCUACUUUUUGUAUGAAAGGUCUGUCUGUGGCUGUUUAGUUCAAUAAGAAUAGGAAUGAAAGCAUUUGUCACAUGAUUCUUAAGUCAUUUGUCUGCAUAUGGAAUUCAGCAGCACGGCCUGGCAUUUUCUUUACUCACAUUUACUGUAGCAAAUAAAGAAAUUAAAACUUUUUAUAGGUUAACACUGUAUCUCACUAACAGAAAUGAGACAAUACACAGAAAUGCAUUUUUAGGAUCCUUUAACAGCUUUUAUUUGCUGGAACUUUGUUUCUGAUUCUGUGAAUACUUUAUUGUGUUCCAUUUAUGAAUAAAAUACUUGAUUCUG
This is a messenger RNA of Cyprinodon tularosa, 1348 nucleotides long. RefSeq names its product LysM, putative peptidoglycan-binding, domain containing 1 (gene lysmd1). Lineage: Eukaryota; Metazoa; Chordata; Actinopteri; Cyprinodontiformes; Cyprinodontidae. The record is from RefSeq and is a predicted model, not a curated record. The coding region runs from base 143 to 790 and encodes 215 amino acids. The transcript is spliced from 4 exons.